Messenger RNA from Sardina pilchardus (European sardine), 4966 nucleotides. RefSeq names its product dynein axonemal heavy chain 6-like. Gene Ontology annotation, molecular function: minus-end-directed microtubule motor activity. The record is from RefSeq and is a predicted model, not a curated record. NCBI's taxonomy places the organism in Eukaryota, Metazoa, Chordata, Actinopteri, Clupeiformes, Clupeidae. The transcript is spliced from 27 exons. Gene Ontology annotation, biological process: microtubule-based movement. Bases 15 to 4868 code for a protein of 1617 amino acids. Gene Ontology annotation, cellular component: dynein complex.
UCUUCAGCGAAUACAUGUCCACCUUCACCAAGAUGUUCUACUCCAGAGAGCAGGAACUCUACAGCAUCAGGAGUCGUUACACGAACGGACUUACUAUUUUGUCAGAGGCGACAUCUCUCGUCACUGUGAUGAAGGAGGAACUUGUAGCUUUGAGCUACAAAAUAGAGGAGAAGUCAAAGGAAAUAGAAACUCUGAUGGAGAAGCUUCAGAAGGAUGCUGAGAUUGUGGAGCAGGUCCGAGCCAUCGUUCAAACGGAGGAGGCCGUCAUGGCUCAGGAGACUCAAAUAGUCCAGGACUACGCCCAGGAGGCCCUUGCUGAUUUGAAUAAAGCUUUGCCUUUACUGGAGAAUGCUAUUUUAGCCUUAGAUAGCCUGGACAAAAAUGAUAUCUCAGAGAUAAGGGUCUACACCAACCCACCGGAUCUGGUUCUGACUGUGAUGUAUGCCGUGUGCAUCUUGCUGCAGCAGAAGCCCACUUGGACUGUGGCAAAGCAGCUGCUGGCUGAUCCGGGCUUCCUCAAGAGGCUGGUCAACCUGGACAAGGACAGCCUGCCAGAGAAGGUGUUCUUCAGCCUAAGGAGAUACUCCAAAGACCCAGAGUUCACCCCAGAGAAGGUGGGCAGAGUGUCCACGGCUUGCCGCUCCAUGUGCAAGUGGAUACUAGCACUGGAUCAUUACCAUGAUGUGAACAAGAUAAUCGAGCCUAAACAGAAAAAGGUCAGAGUGGCUGAAGAGGCCCUCGCAAAAGCUAAGUGUAAUCUCAAGCAAAAACAGAGGAACCUCUCAAAGAUCGAACACCACCAGGCGGACCUGCAGCGGGGCUAUGACGCCAGCGUGGCCGAGAAGACGGAGUUGGCUGCCCGGAGGGAGCUCACCACCAAACGAGUGCAGAGGGCUGGACAGCUGAUUGCCGCUCUGUCAGACGAGAAGGAGCGCUGGGAGAGCGCGGUGACCGAGCUGGACCUGCAGCUGAAGCACAUUAUGGGUGACACCAUCAUCUCCGCCGCCUUCAUCACCUACUGCGGCCCGCUGACCGCCGUCUACCGCGAGACCCUGGUCAAGACCUGGCUGGAGGCAUGCCGCCGUGCCGACAUCGCCGCGUCCGAGGACUACACCUUCAUCGGCACCAUGACCAAGAAGAAUGAGGUGCAGCACUGGCACAACAAUGGCCUGCCUUCCGACCAGACCUCCACGGAGAACGCCAUCAUCAUAAAGAACGGGCCCCACUGGCCGGUGAUCGUGGACCCCCAGGGAGAGGCCAAGCGCUGGCUGAUCAAAAAGGAGGGAGUGGGCCUCUACAAGGUCCAGGCAUCCAACCCCAACUACAUGAAAACAGUGGAGCGAGCCAUUCGCAUGGGGGAUGCUGUAUUGAUCCAGGACUUAAGUGAGAAUGUGGACCCAUGUCUUCGACCAGUAUUGGUGAAAAACAUCACCAUCCGAGAGGGACAUUCCUUCAUCAAGAUUGGAGACACUGAAUUUGAAUACAAUUCCAACUUCAGACUGUACCUGACCACCACGCUGCCCAACCCUCACUUCCUGCCGGGAGUGUGCAUCAUCGUCAAGCUGGUCAACUUCAACGUGGAGUAUGAGAGUCUGCAGGAGCAGCUGCUGUCCAGCGCAUUCAAGCUGCAGCAGCCCGAGCUGGAGCAGGAGCACAGCCAGCUGCUGCACACCAUCAUCGCACACCACUUUGAGCUCCACCAGCUGGAGGAGAGGUCACUGCAGCUGCUGCAGGAAACCAUGGGGAAUAUCCUGGAUGACCAGUCUCUCAUUGACAACCUGAGAAAGACCAAGGAGACCUUCAACCUGAUCUCACAGCGUGCCCAGACAGCCAAGGACAAAGACAAGGAGAUUGGCGAAGUGCGCAAGAAAUACCUGCCCAUCGCCAGUCGCAGCACCGACCUGUACAUUGUGCUGACCGAGCUUACCCAGAUCAACUACAUGUACCAAUUCUCCCUGGAGUGGUUCUUGGACAAGUACACGAAGGCGGUGCAGUGGGGCAACGAGGCGCUGGAGAUGUCGGUGGAGGGAGGGACGACGCAGGUGUGCCGCACAGUCAGCCGCACCGACUUCGAGACAGUGGACUUCAGUGGCUACCUGGUCUCAGUGUUGGAUCGCAUCACUGAGAGUAUCUACAAGGAGGUGUCCCUGGCUCUGUUCUCCGAGCACCAGCUCUGCUUCUCCUUCCUGAUGUGCUGCCGGAUCAUGCAGAUGGAGGGUGGCCGCGCGAUGCCCGGCUGCCCCACACGCGAGCCGCUGCCGGCCGAGGAGUGGUACGCCUUCCUACACACGCCCAUGCUAGCCAGCAUGCUGGCAGGGGUGGCGACAACGACGAUGACGGCGACAACGGCGAAGACCCGCGAGCCCCCGGCCUACGCCCACUGGCUGACGGAAAGCAUGUGGACCCAGUGCCAGUACCUGAGCGCACACCUGCCUGCCUUUUCCGGCCUGUGCCACUCUCUGCAGGCCAACCCUGGCCACUGGAGUGCCUUCCACCAGGCUGACGGCCUCUACAGCUUCCUGAGUCAGCCGUACAUGGAGCCAGGCUCCAGCUCUACGCCCACAGCACCUGUGGCGACCACACCUGUCAGCAUCAAACAGAUCUCAGUGUUUGCAUGGGAGAACCUGUCUGGCUUCCAAAGACUCAUUCUGAUUAAGGUUCUGCGAGCAGAGCAUCUCAUAUCAGCAGUGAGGAGUUUUGUUUCGGGAAAGUUUGGAGCAAAGUAUGCCGAAGGGAGUAAGAUGAGUCUGCAUGAUGUCUACGAGCACUCCAGAUCUAACAUCCCCAUCAUCUUCCUCCUCUCACCGGGCACAGACCCGGCCUCCGUCUUGCUACGCCUGGCCCACGAGCAGCGCGGCAGCAGCCUGCACCUGGACAUGGUGUCCCUGGGUCAGGGCCAGGGCCCGCGGGCCGACGAGCUGGUCAGCAAGGCCCAGGUGCUCAAGGGCCGCUGGGUCUUCCUGCAGAACUGCCACCUGGCGGCCUCCUUCAUGCCUCGCCUGCACACCAUCGUCAACUCGCUGAGGUGGAAAGGUUCUGACCUGGACCCACAAUUCCGCCUGUGGCUCUCGUCAAAACCUGACCCGGUCUUCCCAGCAUCCAUACUACAGAGGGGCUUUAAGGUGGCUGUGGAGUCUCCCCAGGGCCUGAAGGAGAAGCUGUUGCACAUAGUGGGCGUCAACGGGGAGGUGACCGACAAGACCUUCAGCAAGGCCGACUGUGGCCCCGCCUGGAAGAGUCUGGUCUUCAGCCUCUGCUUCUUCCACGCCGUCGUGCAGGAGAGGAAGAAGUACGGCACCCUGGGCUGGAACAUCCCCUACGCGUUCACCUCCUCCGACCUGGAGGUGUCCCUGCUGAACCAGGAAGCGAUGCUGACGGCCUGCGAGGGCGCGGAGGUGCCCUGGGCGGCGCUCCACUACCUGACGGGGGAGGUGGUGUACGGCGGCCACAUUAUGGACCCCUGGGACCACCGCUGCCUGACGGCCAUCCUGCAGCGCUGUUACAACGCCCGAGUGCUGGAGGAGGGACUGUUCUCCUCCCAGGGUUACCCAGCAUUCCCCAAAGAGGCCAGCUGGUCGCAGUGCUAUGCCUACAUAGAGAACAUGCCGGAUAAAGAGCUGGCCGAGUUGUUUGGCAUCGACAGAAAUACGGAGGCCAUCGUGCGGCAGCACCAGGCCCAGCAGCUGCUGCAGGCGGUCGUCAACCUGCAGCCUCAGGUCAGUGACGUCCACCCGCAGACCAGCUCAGGGAGAGCCAGGACGCCCGCAGAGACACAGAGUCAAAAGAGACACAGAGACACCGAGUCCAAAGACAAAGUGGUCCUGAACAUGGCCAACUACAUCCUGAAGAAACUUCCGGAACAAGUCGAGCCCAACCAAAGCCAGAGAAUCGAACCGAUACACGUGCGAGAUGUUUUGGCUGAAAUCAGCUCGAAGGCAAAAGAAACAGGUGGGCAGCACUCGUUGGCCCUGCUGGUGGUGCUGAAGGAGGAGAUCCGGCGUUUCGACCGGCUGCUGGCUGCUGUCCACUCAACGCUGCUCCACUUCUGCAGCGCCAUCAAGGGCGAGACGCUCAUGACCCAGAACAUGGAGGACAUCCACAAUGCACUGCUCACCAUGGUGGUGCCUGCUGCCUGGAAGGUGCUGUCGUAUGAGUCAUGCAAAGCGCUGGGCUCCUGGGUGCUUGACCUGGAGCGUAGGGUCAGUUUCAUCCGAGCGUGGAGUGACCAUGUCAAAUUCAAGCACGCGAAAAGAAGUGAACAAUCCACUGGUGGUGAGACACCGUCCUUCCACGAGGACAACCCGCGCAGCUACUGGCUAUCUGGGUUCUUCUUCCCCCAAGGGUUUCUCACGGCCGUGCUGCAGACGUACGCACGCAAAAGGAACCUGCCGGUGGACUCGCUGUGCUUCAGCUACCACGUGCAAAAGGACACGCUGGACUGGAGCGCAGCCCCCCACAAGACCCAGCUACUGUUUGAGGGUGCAGAUCCACCUGAGGACGGCGUGCUGGUGUACGGACUCUACCUGAGCGGUGCCAGUUGGGACCCAGAGACGCAGACGCUGCAGGAGACGCUGCCCAAACUCCAGCACUACCCCAUGCCCGAGAUCCACUUCCUGCCCUACCAGAAAUCGGAUGACCCAACACCACCACCUGGUCACUCAGAGCCAGAGGAGCAGCUGAGGACAGGCGGCGAGGGGGAGCGCUCCUUCUACGAGUGCCCUCUCUACUGCACCUCCAAGCGCACUGGCUACCUGUUCUCCACCGGCUUCUCCAGCAACUUCAUCACAGCCAUGUCGCUGCCCACCACCAUACCCGCCUCCCACUGGAUCUUCAGGGGCACCACCUUGCUGUGCCAGCUGGACGAGUGAGCCCGUCAGUACCCUUCAAACGACGCAUUUCACAGACAGAAGUCUGCUCCAAAUUCAGUCCCCCGAGUUUUUUGUAAAGCUUAGGUAUUUUGUGCAAA